This is a messenger RNA of Amyelois transitella, 1562 nucleotides long. RefSeq lists its product as uncharacterized. Lineage: Eukaryota; Metazoa; Arthropoda; Insecta; Lepidoptera; Pyralidae. The record is from RefSeq and is a predicted model, not a curated record. The transcript has 2 exons. The coding region runs from base 120 to 449 and encodes 109 amino acids.
AGCGAUGGAUGACCAACAAUCCAGUUUGCGACUGUCCAUUGAGCGCAUCGUCCGUAUCUUAUAUACAAUUCUUUUUUUUUUAAUUUUAUACUCAUUUCAUAAAUUGUGUUUAACCGAAAAUGAAGCUAACAUUGGUCUUGGCUGUAGCCUUAUUAGCGUUCGUGUCUGUCGAAUGUAAGGACCUUAUAGUAGGCACAAGUUUCAACAACAGAUUGAUUUGGCAGAAGAAGGUCGAAUACAAUGCCAUUCCACUUAAGAAAAGGGUCAAAGAGGAAUUCUUUUCUGACCCAGGACAACAAAUUAUUAAGGGUAUAAUCGCCAGGGAUUUGGACCACACGGACUCGACGGCCACUGUCACGGCUGGGGGCGUCGGCUUUUCAUACGUCAACCUGAGAUUCAAGAGCGAGAGAGGAUCAGGACUAAACUACCAAGUCGAAGUUUACGUUUAAAGUGUUAUUGUGUCAAACAAACAGUAUUUAUUUGUAUUCAAAGAUUAUUAUAUACAUGUAACUGUAAAAAGAUUGAAAAAAGGCACACAUUUUGUUAAUGUUUUUACAUUUAUAUUUAUUGUUUAUACAUAGACAAAAUGUGUUUUGUUUUUCCUAAUUUUAAAUUAAAAAUUUAAUCUUUUAUUUAGUUAACAUUUUCAAUAGGCAUGUUUCCAUUAUUUUGAACACAAAAGGAAACAUAGCUUGACUGCAAGAGAUAUUAUAUGUGUUUCAUUCUUAAAAUCAGAUUCAUAAUAUAAUAUAUUUAGUCAAGCAAAACCACGGGCGACAUCUACUUAAUUAUAAAUUUGAAAAUCUUGGUAAUAUGUAAGUAGACUGUGAACUACAAUACAAGUAGCUCGGUUGCGUUAUCAAUUCUCAAAAUCCUUACAGCCGCCGUUCUUUUUGUAGAAUCUAAUAUUGAAAAUUCUCUCGGGAACACAACGGUGGAAAGAUCAUCUCAAUACCGUACGUACGUCGAAGGAAACUCCACAUAAGCGAUUUUUAAAUAAUAAAUUACCGGAACGCUGUUGCCGCUAAGAAUCUUUAUCCGCGCUUUAUUCACAAUUCAUCCGAACGACUUAUGUUUAUGAAAUGUUUAAUGAAUUACAAUACUCGGUAUAUGUGUUGAACCAUAAGGCAGGGCGUAUUGCGUAGGAGCUAUACGUAUGUAUACGCUCUCAUAUCUCAUAUUUAUUUAGGUUAUAAACUCAUUUUUAAUAGAGCAAUUUGUUUACACGUAGUUGAUAAAGAUAUCAGACUCAUAAGCUAACUUAGCUUGAAUCACAGUGCGGCCAUGUACCAAUGACUUUCAUUAAACAAUUAUAUAUAUCCUAUGGUUUCGUUUUGAUUUCUAUGCACAUGGGAUUUUGUCUCUCUGAAGACGACUUUUAUAAGUUUGAAUGAAAUAACCACUCUUAGAUACGAGUGGAAAUGUAUGUGCAUGUAAGUGCAUGCAUACAAUACAUGCACAAGACUACGUGUAAUCAUGAUUCAGAUUGAUCAGGCAGUAUUAUCACGCAGAAUCACCUUAUCUGGCCUAAAAUAUCAUUGCCACUACCAUUCAGAUGCGGA